Molecule: messenger RNA, 4160 nt
Organism: Limanda limanda (common dab)
Lineage: Eukaryota; Metazoa; Chordata; Actinopteri; Pleuronectiformes; Pleuronectidae
Exons: 4
Coding region: 62-3415 (1117 amino acids)
Molecular function (GO): protein binding; zinc ion binding
Source: RefSeq, a predicted model, not a curated record
UGCAUGGUUUUACUUGAGUUUACACGUCCCAGCAGUUAAGCAAAGCCUUCAUACAACAGACAUGGCUUCAGCCAGAAGUCUAAUAGCUGACGAGGAUUUUCUUUGCUCCAUUUGUCUGAGUGUCUUCACUAAGCCUGUGUCAAUCCCCUGCGGGCACAACUUCUGUGUUGACUGUAUCACAGGGUUCUGGGACUCUAGCAAUCCUAGAUGCCAAUGUCCACUGUGUAACGAGGCAUUUUCUAGCAGACCGAUGCUCCGGGUUAACACAACCAUCGCUGAGCUGAUUGAAAAGUUCAAAAAAACAACUCAAGAAAUAUCCUCUGCUGCCGUUGAAGAGAAACAAGCAGGAAGUGCCGUUGAAGAGAAACAAGCAGGGGAAGUGCUGUGUAGUAUCUGUGAAGGGGCGAAGCUCCCAGCCCUGAGGUCCUGCUUGGAGUGUGUCAUGUCUUAUUGUGAAACGCAUCUGGAGCCUCAUCAGAGAAUUGCCACCUUGAAGAAGCACACGCUGAUCAACACAGGGGAGGACCUGGAACGCAGGCUGUGUGACAAGCAUGGCAAGCUCAUGAAGAUGUUUUGCAUUUCAGAUAAAAGUUUUAUCUGUCACGUCUGUAACAGCAGUAACCAUAAAACCCAUAAAACAGUGACCAUAGAGCAGGCGGCUAAAGAGCUAAAAACCCAGCUGGGAUUGAAGAAGAGUCAGAGGGAUCAGAUGAUCGAGAAACGUCAGCAGAGAAUUGAAGAGAUUGAAAACUCAUUGGAGGCUAGCAGAACUAACGCAGCGAUGACACUGUCAAGCACUGUGAGCGCGGUGCAUGAUGCGGUGGACUACAUUAAGAGGAGCCUCGAUGAGUUCACUGAGGUUAUCGAGACAAAGCAGGGAAAAAUUGAAACUGAGGCAAAAGAAUUAAUUCAAGAACUUGAUCGGGAAAUUGUGCAAAUAAAGCAGGAAAGCACGCACCUCGAUGCACCGACUAACAAAGACCCCUUCAUGUUCAUUACAAACUUCCGUUCUCUUAGCAUCACUCAGCCCAAGCUGAAGGUCUUGGCCGGGAUGACUCUUAAAUGUCCCCCCUUUCCAGCACAGGGAGCCAGUCUGAGGGCAACACUCAUGGGAGACAUGAGUAGGCUGUGUGAUCCUGACUUGAAAGAAAAGCAGCAGCAUGCUGUAGAUGUAACUCUGGAUCCCGACACAGCAAACCCCAAACUCACACUUUCUCCAGACAGUAAGAUGGUGACACACACAGACAGAGAGAUAAAACAUAGAAACGUCCCGGAGAUGUUUGACCAAGUCUUAGCUGUCCUGGGAAAAGAAGGAUUAAGCUCAGGAAAAUUUUACUACGAGGUCCAAGUUAAGGACAAAACUAAAUGGAUUCUAGGAGUUGUAAACCAUUCAAUCAACAGAAAGGGCAGAAUACAACCUAGCCCCGAGAACGGUCACUGGACCAUUUCUCUGAGAAUGGGAACUGAGUUUACAGCCAAUGCAAACCCUCCCGUCAACUCCCAUCUGAGGGAGAUGCCUCAAAAGGUCGGAGUGUAUGUAGACUACAAGGAGGGUGAAGUCUCCUUCUACAAUGUAGACACCAGGGCGAGAAUCUUCUCCUUCACUGGAUGCAACUUCACCGAGAAGCUCCUUCCAGUCUUCGGCCCCGGUAAUAAUGAUGGCAGUGAAAACUCCGCCCCUUUGAUCAUUACUUCCGUCACACACAGCAUAAGGAAACUGGGAGGGAACUGCUUUUCCAGUUCACUGCUGAAACAGAAUCUCUCCAGCAAAGGAGAGGAGCUUCAUGACAUGGGUUCAGCCAAAAGUGUAAUAGCUGACGAUGAUUUUCGUUGUACGAUUUGUCUGAGUGUCUUCACUAAGCCUGUGUCCAUCCCCUGCGGACACAACUUCUGUUUUGACUGUAUCACAAAGUUCUGGGACUCAAGCGAUCCUAGAUGCCAAUGUCCACUGUGUAACGAGACAUUUUCCAGCAGACCAAUGCUCCGGGUUAACACAAUCAUCUCUGAGCUGAUUGAAAAGUUGAAACAAACAACCCAAGAAAAAUCCUCUGCUACCGUUGAAGAGGAACAAUCGGGAGAAGUGCUUUGUAGUAUCUGUGAAUGGGCAAAGUUCCCAGCCCUGAGGUCCUGCUUGGAGUGUGUCAUGUCUUACUGUGAAACGCAUCUGGAGCCUCAUCAGAGAAUUGCCACCUUGAAGAAGCACACGCUGAUCAACCCAGUGGAGGACCUGGAACGCAGGCUGUGUGACAAGCAUGACAAGCUUAUGGAGAUGUUUUGCAUUUCAGAUCAAAGUUUUAUCUGUGACAUCUGUAACAGCAGUAACCAUAAAACCCAUAAAACAGUGACCAUAGAGCAGGCGGCUCAAGAGCUAAAAACCCAGCUGGGAUGGAAGAAGAGUCAGAGGGAUCAGAUGAUCGAGAAACGUCAGCAGAGAAUUGAAGAGAUUGAAAAAUCAUUGGAGGCUAGCACAACUGACUCAGUGAUGGCACUGUCAAGCACCGUGAGCGCGGUGAAUGAUGCGGUGGACUACAUUAAGAGGAGCCUUGUCGAGUUCACUGAGGUUAUCGAGACAAAUCAGGGAAAAAUUGAAACUGAGGCAGAAGCAUUAAUUCAAGAACUGGAUCUUGAAAUUGUGCAAAUAAAGCAGGAAAGCACCGACCUCGAUGUACCGACUGGCAUAGACCCCUUUGUGUUCCUUACACGCUUCCGUUCUCUUAGCAUCACUCAGCCCAAGGUGAAGGACUGGGCUGGUGUGACUCUUAAAUGUCCCCCGUUUCCAGCACAGGGAGACAAGCUGAGGGCAACACUCAUGAGAGACAUGAGUAGGCUAUGUGAUCCUGACUUGAAAGAGAAGCAGGAGCAUGCUGUAGAUGUAACUCUGGAUCCUGACACAGCAAACCCCAAACUCAGACUUUCUGCAGACAGGAAGAAAGUCGCACACGGAGACAAAAAAGUGAAGCAUAGAAACGUCCCGGAGAGUUUUGACCAAUUCUUAGCUGUCCUGGGAAAAGAUGGAUUCUGCUCAGAAAAAUUGUACUACGAGGUCCAAGUUAAGGACAAAACCAAAUGGCUUCUAGGAGUUGUAAACCAUUCCAUCAACAGAAAGGGCGACAUACAACCUAGCGCAGAGAUCGGUUACUGGACCAUUUGUCUGAGAAAGGGAACUGAGUUUACAGCCAGUGCAAACACUGCCGUCGACCUCCAUCUGAGCGAGAUGCCUCAAAAGGUCGGAGUGUUCGUCGACUACAAGGAGGGUGAAGUCUCCUUCUACAAUGUGGAUACCAGGGCGAACAUCUUCUCCUUCACUGGAUGCAACUUCACCGAGAAGCUCUUUCCAGUCUUCGGCCCUGGUCAUAACGAUGGCGGCGAAAACUCCGCCCCGUUGAUCAUUACUUUCGUCACACACAACGCCUGAGUUUUUUGUUUGUUUUCCAUGAUGACGGGAUUCUAGUUUGUCCCAGCCAUCAGUGCCAGGGCUGUGUGCCAGUGUGCGUCACCUGUUACUCAAACAGCUGUAGAUCUCAAACAGAGUCUCCAUGAAGCCAACAGGACAUCCACUUAAUCUUCAUGAUCUGGACACUAUUAAAGAUGCUCUUACACACUAACACAAGAGCUGCAGAUCAUUGAUGACAUAAUGGAUGGGUUUAAAGGGCAUUUGUCAUUCAGUUUUUCUCAGAUAAUUAUUUCCCCACAAAUCAAUGAGUUCAACGAAAAACGUGAUUGUUUUAUGAGAACCAGACUCACACAUGGUGCCUUGUCCUCUGAUUGGAAUAAGCCAAACGUGAGAGGUGCAGGAUAAAGUCAAAUUAAAUAACGAAUUAAAGUCCGCUUUUCCUUCUUUUUCAACAGUUGUGUUGUUACAGUUGUAUCUUUAUUGAGAAUGUUUCACUUAAUUCAUUUUAAUCGGACAAAGAAAAGGGAUUUUUGAAAAUGUGUUUCUUACUUUUUAAAAAAUUGUUCUUGCUUUUCUUGAUGAUCAAUCAGAUUCUGAUAUUUAACACCUGAUUGGACGUUGUAGCUUUAGGUUGUGCUCAUGUGCUGUGUUGGAGUGGAUACUGUGCAGACAGGAAACUGUUAAAUAUUGUUGUGUGUUGAAUAAGUAUGUGACGUUGCCCAUUUGACAACAUGUAUUCACUAAAGAAAAGAUAAGAUUAAAGGUG